This is a messenger RNA of Callorhinchus milii (elephant shark), 1320 nucleotides long. RefSeq names its product C-X-C motif chemokine 3-like. Gene Ontology annotation, molecular function: chemokine activity. Gene Ontology annotation, biological process: immune response. Gene Ontology annotation, cellular component: extracellular region. Lineage: Eukaryota; Metazoa; Chordata; Chondrichthyes; Chimaeriformes; Callorhinchidae. The record is from RefSeq and is a predicted model, not a curated record. The transcript has 5 exons. Bases 169 to 507 code for a protein of 112 amino acids.
AAACCCACAACAACUGGUGAAAGUGUUUCAGCUGCUCUAAAGCACUUCCUCCAGAACCUCCUCACCAGUUUGAAAGAAAAAAGUCAGAGAGUGGGAUCAGAGGUACAAGACCUGGCAGAAGACUCAUCACUAAAUAACUGAGAGAGAAACGACAGAACAGGCAACAAAAUGAACUGCAAGCUCCAGAUUGCGACCCUCUUGGCUUUGAUCCUGGUCUGUGCCCACUUCCCUGAAGCAAGCGCCGUCCCGCGAUGCCUCUGCCUGAAUUUCAUUGAGCGCGUGCCGAAGAAAUUUGUGAAAGACUUUUUGAUCAUACCAAAAUCAUCGCACUGCACAAAAACCCAAAUCAUAUUAACGAUAAGCAAAGGAAGUAGAGUAAUGGAAGCGUGCCUGAAUUCCGAAUUAGACCAAGGCAUGGAGCUGAUUACGUGUUGGAACAGGAUCAAUCAUGACAUUGGGAGGAAGGAGGAAUGCAUAAGACCAAGGAGAACUCGCACCCCAAAAUAGAAGAAAAUAUGUCAAAGGGACUGACGUGAAGAGGCCCACAUCAUUGAACGAGUCACCUGCGGAGAUCAACCAUAUGGACCAUUAACCCCUUGUGUGCUGAACUUUGCUUUGCUGCUCACAACAGUGUUGUAAAGUCCCCAAAUUUACCGAAGUUCCAAUAAGUGUCUUUUUCUUUUCAUCGUGAGCAUCAUCGAAAUUUUUAGCCAUUUGUUCGUAUUUGAUUCUCUGUAUUGUAACUUAAUAUUUAAAAGAAAACUAGCUACUGACAUAGAUAUUUAAUUUAAUUUGCCGCCAACCGUAUUGCAGGACACUUUUCGUUGAUGGUAAAUAGUUUUACAAUUCCCCAUUGCUAUAAGUCAGCAGUGUUGUUUUAAUAUUAAUAGGCUGUAAAACUUGAACAAGUGAAUGUCUUCUUACAGUGUCUGGAAUUUUUUUUGAUAUAUACAUUUAAAAACUAUUCGCAAGACACUGUAAGACCAUGUAACACAGCAUUGGUGGCACAUUAGCAUCUAAUAGUAAGGACUUAAAACGUUGACUAUGUGGUUUAUUCAGUAAGAUCUUAACAGAUUGUGUGUGUUCUGGUUUGAACCAAUUCACUGUAGAUCAUUCCAAACUGGGCAGUAUUUAUAAGAAGCGCCUUAAUUGCAUUAUGUCUGAAAAGAACUGUGAUUGGAAACUGUUUCGUUUCUUUUCUUAUUUAAGUAUUUUAUAAUAAAACCGUUCUAUGUUAUUUUAAAUACUUCUUUUAAAACACAAAAGUUUUUUUUGUUGUUCAGAAUCUUCCUUUUGUAAUAAAAAAUUGAAACUGAAUAA